Leishmania mexicana MHOM/GT/2001/U1103 is the source of this 159-nucleotide messenger RNA. The record is from the annotation of a RefSeq genome assembly. Lineage: Eukaryota; Euglenozoa; Kinetoplastea; Trypanosomatida; Trypanosomatidae.
AUGCCGUACACCGACGGCGUGCGUGAUGACGCCAUUGGAGCGAUGGCGGUGCUGAGGCAGCCAGAUGUGCAGGAAAUGGUGCUGUAUGAUCCGGUGCAGGACGAGUGGCGGUUCGCGCAGCCGGUGUACCACACCGCGGGGCGCUGGAUCUUGAUCUAG